CCUCAUCCCUUGCCGUAUCUAGCAGAAACCAAGCAUAUGAACUAUGACAUUCCGAUGGAGGUUUGGAUCAAACCCGCAGGGGAGCAGCAACUGUCUCUCGUCACAAAGAGUAACUUCAAUCAUAUAUAUUGGACAAUAACGCAACAGCUAGCACAUCACACUGUCAAUGGAUGCAACUUAAGGCCUGGUGAUCUGCUGGGAACUGGGACUAUCAGUGGACCUGAUCCAGAAUCAUUUGGAUGCUUCACAGAGCUUUCGCGGAAUGGUCAAAAGCCACUUACCUUAACUAACGGUUCAGAACGUAAAUUCUUAGAAGAUGGUGAUGAAGUCAUUCUGACUGCAUGUUGCAAGGGUAAAGGCUACAAUGUAGGUUUUGGAACAUGUACCGGAAAAGUCCUACCGGCCACUCCGUAAGAUAAACAUGAUAGAAUUCUAGUUUCAUGUACCUUUCAGAGUUCGCGGUACUUGGAAGUUUGUUGUAUCAACAGACCAGAAAUAAAACGCACGUUAUGUUACUGCUUUUAGUCUAUUUGGAUGAGAGGUGAUUAGAACGGUGAUAUGAUAAUGAUGGUGUAAUAGGCUAGCCACUGUGGUUUGGAGUUGAUCUUUCCAAAGAGAGUAAAUUUGAGGUUUCAAA
Asparagus officinalis (garden asparagus) is the source of this 637-nucleotide messenger RNA. Its product is annotated as fumarylacetoacetase-like. The transcript has 5 exons. Gene Ontology annotation, molecular function: fumarylacetoacetase activity. Bases 37 to 414 code for a protein of 125 amino acids. The record is from RefSeq and is a predicted model, not a curated record. Gene Ontology annotation, biological process: homogentisate catabolic process; L-phenylalanine catabolic process; L-tyrosine catabolic process. Lineage: Eukaryota; Viridiplantae; Streptophyta; Magnoliopsida; Asparagales; Asparagaceae.